AUGCAAACAUUUUCAUAUACUGUUGUAUUAUUGUCUACCAUUUUAAAAAUAUUCGAAUCACUUGAAAUUAUUCAAGUAAAUUAUCCAAAUGCAACAGUAGAAACUUCAAACAGCUGGAUCAUUCAUGAUAGUAUUAAUGAAGGUUUUAUUAUUGAUUGUGGAUGUUAUUGGCUUCAUGGUCUACACAUUGCAAGAACUUGGCGACAACAUUUUGCACAUCCAAUUUUACCGAAAUUUAUAAUAUUGACACAUACUCAUCCCGAUCAUUUAACUGGUCUUGUUAGUUUACUUCUCGAAUUAAAUGUGACUCGAUCUGCACAAUUACCAGUAUAUGUUUCAUCUCAAGGUGAUCUAACAGAAAUGAAUCACUGGCUUGAUGUUUGGCGAACGAUAAAUCCAUUUGAAAAUAGUGUUUUAUUCGAUAUCAGACAAUCUCCAGCAAGUUUUUCUUAUAAUAAUUAUGUACGUGUUCUCGAUCGGCCAAUUAAAAUAUUUGAUAGUGAAGACAGUGUUGUAAUAAUCGGUGGUUUUCUAGCAGCAGAAUCACUUCAGACGACUUUGUUGUUUGUUCCACCAUUAAAUGCACUCUUUACAGGAGGAUUAGUAGCAGUAAAAAGUCAUUUAUGGACGAAUAUUUUCUUACCACCGUAUAACACGUAUCCUGGCUCUGAUCAACACAUAUGCAAUUGGAUCGGUGCUCUUCGAUCAAUUCAAUGUGUUUUUCCUUCAACAACCGUCAUUUAUCCUGGUUAUGGACUAUCUGCAUCGGAUAAGGCUGGAAUGUCGUUUAAUGAAGUAAUUGACACAAAUCUAAAUUGGUUGAUCUCUAUGCGAAAACUGGCAUUUAACUCAUGCAAUAAGUCAUUUGUAAUGGAAAAACUAAUGAAUCUUUUUCCUAAUUUUACGAUGGUAGAAGCGUCAUAUGCGUCUCUAUCUUCUCAAGUUCCACUAUCGGCCAUCGGUCUUGGAUGCAAAUGCAACGGAAAUAUGCCAGAUGUUUGUGCCGGUCUCGUUCCUCCUACAUGCCCGUUUGUACCAUAUACAAACAAAUCACUGUCUUCGCAAACAACACAAUCCAUUAGUUGUAUGCCAGAAAAUCUCAAACGUUUAUCGAGUGAUGCAAGAAAAAUGUCACUUGAAUUUCUUGUGUUCGCUAUUGCCACUGUACAGUCAAUUUUUAAAGUUAGAUCGUUUUCAUAA
Molecule: messenger RNA, 1200 nt
Organism: Didymodactylos carnosus
Lineage: Eukaryota; Metazoa; Rotifera; Eurotatoria; Philodinida; Philodinidae
Source: the annotation of a GenBank genome assembly